UCUGUCAGGUGCCUAGAUGCCACUCCACUACACCAGUGCUAUCGCUUUAACGGGACGGGCGGUGACGUUGGGACGGGGAUCCGGAGCAGACAGGAGGUUGCUGCAGCUGGACCGACUCCCGACCGGGACCAGAACAACACCGGCCUACAGACUAACAUCUGAUCUCACCGUGAAUCUGACACUACAGGGUUUCAAUCCACCAUGAGAGACUACUCAGCGGCUCCGAGCAACGGAGGCGCCUGCAUGCCGUGCUGCCAAGUUUGCGUCUUUGCCUUUACCGCAUUUCUCAUCGUUGCAGAGAGGACUGCGCUGAUCUAUUGCUUUGUAUACUACCUGUGGGUGGGUCACAACUACUGCUAUGCCCAUCUCGCUGGCUUCACUGCGCUGUUCCUGCUGCCAGGCUGGGGUCCUCAGUGGCUCAGUUAUCUGUGGUACCUGUCAGAUGGACGCAUCCGCAGGAAGUCUCUCACCUGGACACACAUACUGCACCUGGGUAUCUUCAAAAGGCUGUUGGAGUGCAUGUGUCUGCCAGAUGAGGAUGUAUACAGCGAGAUCAUGCAGCAGGCUGAUGUAUCAGCCUUACGUCUGUUUGAGGCGUUGGUGGUCACCCUCCCUGAGACGCUGCUGCAGACCUACGUGCUCAUCUGCACUGAUAUAGGGAUCAAAUCUCCAGCCUCGGUGUGUUUUGUGGUGUGUUUGUUAUCUCUGGCCUGGGCCUUGGUCCUCUAUGCCAGAGCCUGUUCACUCAUCAGACCAGGACACCUACAAAUGACCCCUGCUGCCAUCCUCUGCCGACUUCUGUGGAGGGUCAGUAUGUUGGGAUCUCGAUUUGCUGUUCUCAUGCUCUUCACACGUAUCUUCAAACAGUGGAUCCUGGGAGUCCUUGGUGUGCACUGGCUGGGUGCAACUUUCUGGAUGGUGUCUCAGCAGACCGACAUCAUACGUUCAACUAGUCGAUGGAGACUCUUCAACCUGGUGCUGGGAGCCAUCCACAUCUUUCUGUUCCUCAAUGUGAAGUGGGGUCAAUCCAGAUACCGCAUGGCUGGGUUCUACCUGGUCAUGUUCUUAGAGAACGCUUUGCUUCUUCUGGCCUCCUCGUGGUUGUUCACCAUGGUGUCCUGGGACACUGUGGGGAUCCCAGCUGCAGUGUUCUGUAGUUUCCUUAUCGGAGUGAUAGCAUUGGUGCUCUACUAUCGUUUCCUCCACCCCAAGUCCUUUGAGAUUUUCCAGAGUAUUCGCCACAGGGGGAUAGGUGGAGCCUGCGCUGAACGUGGAUCUACACUGUCAUUGGAGGAGAAAGUCACACCCACUUUCCAUCGCCAUGCAACACUGUCUGGAGGUGGGACCCUCAUGGAUCUCCCUAUCCAAUGGGAGGGCUGGAAACAUCACCACUGGCUGUUGAUUCGCUUGGCCAUGAAGACAGGGGAUGUCACUAAGAUCUGGACAUCGUAUGGCGAGGGGGGACUGGCUGGACUGAUGGGUCUGUCUGAGGAAGUUCACUCCCCUGAUGAACAUCAUGUCCCUCGGAUGCCAAUUGUUCAGCCGCAGGUUCCUCAGAUCUCACAACCAGCUCCUCAACCACCUCCACCACAGGUGACCCAGGCUCCACAGGUGAGAGAGGUGGUCCAACCACCAAAGCCAGCUCCCUCCACUGUGGUAGCCAGGCCAGUGAGAAAAGCUCCACCCACAACAAUCCACGAUAUAAGAAAUUUUCCAGAGAUCAUCCCGGUACGGGAGGUCAUUCCUGAAGAGAGUGCAGAAGACGAGUCCAGUGCUGCACCAUCUGAAAAAGGUGAUGAGGAGUUUCAGAGUGCUGCUUAUGGCUCACCAACACCUUCAUCCCCGCGGCAACCAAGCAGCCUUCGCCAUGUUGACAGCAACGCUGCGUCCCUGACCGAAGCCUCGUCCUCCGUAGGUUCCCUGGACAUCAAGACUCCCGGCUGGUCACCUGAGCGACGUUCCCCUCUCCUGAUUGGCUCUCCAGAGAAAAGGCCAUCACUGCCUGGAGAGUCCACCACUACGCUGUACUUCAGCGCGGAUGCACAAUCUCCCUCCAGUGGGAGCUAUCUGGGCUGGGGCUCCGAGUUGUCGCCCAUCUCCACCUACAGAAGUCCCUACCGGAUCAGGGAGGCUCGUUUUAUCACAUCGACCCCACGCCUGGAGCCUCGAUCUGAGAGUCCAGGUCCGUCUCCUGUUGUUAUCAUCCCGGCCACUCCAGGUACAACUCCGGGCCCCACCCCAGGUGGAAGCCCCGGUGCAUCGACCCCUUCUGCAUCAUCAACACCUGCAGCUUCGACUCCUGCUCCUUCAACGCCCGUUGGUUCAACUCCUGGUACUCCAAUCGUUCCACUCACUCCAGUCAUCUCCCACGCUCGCAAACAGAUGGUCCAGUUUGUGGACACUAGAGAGAGAAUGGUGUAAGGAGGGUGGAGGGUCAAGGGGAAGAACAACUGGGUGGGCAGUGGUGUCUUUUUUAGUUUAGCAGUUUAGGAUAUACAUGAAUUCAUGCAUUAAGUAACCUGGGGAAGGCUUGGCAGGGAGUGAAGGGGUCUUUUCAGCUCAGUUCAUUUGAGUCAGUCAUGGAAGAUAUUCUAUAUAAAUUCUUAUUUAUGUUUUUCUCCCUGACAUGAAGAUGCAAGGGUCAGACGUUUAGGAUGCAUAGAUAGCGCACUUGCUGGAGGAGAGUGUGAUAGUAUGAACGCCCUCAUAUGCUAUUUUGGAAAAGGUGAAAAGGAAGCAUCUGGCAAAUUCAUGUGUAGGAGGCGGGGCUAGUGGUUGUCUGCUAUCUACCGAGACCACUAGAUGAGUUAUCAGUGACAAACACGGACAUACAAGGUAAUCAGCCAUUCAAACAUGGGGGAUGGGGGGAUUCUUUCAGUUUUUUAAAACCAUUUGCUGAAAAAAAAUCACUAUUCACUACUACAGGUCAUUAUUUACAGAAAACUACAUCUGGGUUACUCCUCAAAACACAGAUACAACUUCACAGGUGCUAAUUCAUGUGGGACAUCACUUUUAUUCAUGUAGAUAAACCCUCACACUUGGUCAUUUUUUUGUGUUUUUAACUAAACACAAAAAAAUCUAAUGCAGUUAGGACUUAUUCAGGCAGUGGAGUCAUCUGGUUACCUAAUUUUUAAAGAGCAAAGUAAUUGUUAAAACAAUCAUAAUUAUUAUGAUGAUAUUUGAAUCAUGAGUUGUGAUAAAAUCUUAAGCUUAAACAAUCACGUGAAUCAAGAUGAAGUAACUUAAAUGGAAGAAUUUUCAAAAUGAACCAUUUUAUCAAACUAGUUUACAAACACCAAACAUGCUGACUUUCAUGUAACGCCACUUACCAAUGCCAGUGUCUUUUUUUCUACAUUGGUAAGUCUGAUACAAUCAAACCAAUUAUCUGUCAUAAUAAAUAAAUAAAGCAGACUUAAUGCAAAUCCAAGCAUACCUACAAAAGGCUUUGACGUUAUAAUUCUUGCAAAAGCUUACAUUUUUUUCACAAAAACCUUCAGAUGAUGUUAAACAUCCCGUCCAGUUUCCAGGAAGUCCCUCAUUCAUCCGAUCAGUCACCCACUGUGUGUACAGCUCCGUACAUUACAUCACACACAUUACAAAGAAACAGAACUCCCUUUUACACUCUGUAAAAUACUCAAAUCUAUUAAUUGAUGUCUUUAUUUUCAUGAAACUAUCAGAUAAGCAAAAGACUAAAAGCAAAGCUUUGAGGGAUUUUUUAUAGAUUAUAUGCUCUGCUUUAUGUUGCUAAUUGUAACUGCAAUAAUUCCAGUCGGCACUUUAUAGCAGAAAAGGUACAGCUCACGUAGCAUGAUGCUCUGUAGAAUACACUAUGAUUAUAACACGAGAACACGUCAAAGGGAAAUUAAGCAAUAUAGAAUAUGAAAGCAGUGUCGCGUGAUGCUUCUAUUGUAAUGCUGUUUGUUAAUGCAUUUCAUUUUAUACGUCUAUUUUUUUUAAACUUGUUGAUGGCUUGUUUUUUGUCUGUUUUAAUGAUUAUGACCUGCAGAAAUGCUUUCAGUCUUUCAAAAAAACAAGACAGACACUUUCCCCAUUUGGCCCUUUGAAGAAAUUGCAAAUAAUUGCAAACUGGUAAUUUUAGUGACAAAGAAAAGAUGAAGUACAAAAGAAGGAAAUGUCCGCAGGACACAAAUACUAAGUGUGGGUUCUUGUCUCUAACAAAGAAGAGGUAACUUUUAUGAACACCUCUGACAAUCACAGUUUGUUUCCUCUUUAACUGAUGAAAGACAGGAAGUGUACGAAUGAUGAUAAGAUACAAUCAUAGCAGCAGUUCAGUCAGGAGAGACUCAUUCUGAGUGACAGAAUUUUUAUUUACAUGAGAAUUGUGAAUAGUCUUUGGCGAACAGACUCCAUUUGUGAUGUCAUAUAUUUUACUUCCCCCAUGGAGUCUAGAUGCUGGUGGUGAUGAGAUGUAGAGGGUACUGAGGAUUUAGAUGUGAUGAGCUCAAACUGGGCACUGGAUGUGAUGACUGGAGGUGAAUGGCCUGAGAUGACAGCAGCAGAGAGGAGAGCAGAUAUAAAGUUUGACAGCAGCAGCAGCUGUUAGAGACCAUGGCAAAAUUUAAUUGGUUUAACUGGACGCCUACAUGCCUAUAAUCAGCUGACAGGAAAAAGCAGGAGUAGUGAGAUUGAGAGACAGAACUGUGAAUGAAUGAAUGAAGCAUAAAGAAAGUCUUCCUAACUGAACUUGCACUGAGCUUAAUUCCUGGUCCUGUUAAUGUGGGUUGCCAUGGCAGUAAACGUAUAUGUGCUGGGAUGGAAGUUUACUGGUAGUGUUUAUAAACUUGUGACUAAAAUUCUUAUGGUUCCAAACUGAUUUAAAUAUUUUAAUUCUUAAUUUGGCAUUCUUUCUCCUCUGCCUACAUAUUGAUUGGUAGAAGGCUUUGCUGCGUGCCGUGUCUGCUACUUUAAUUAUUAGCAUUUAGCAUAUAUUGUUAUUGUUGCCGUCCAUUUAUUCACACUGGUUUUAUUGGUUUUAUUGAGGAGCACACAGCAAACAAGCUGUUCUCAGCUUAAAGGCACAUGAAGAAACUGUGUACCUGCCUGAUGAAGAAAGUUAAAGGAAUACUUCAUCCACAAAAUUGUCAAUUGUAAUUCAGUUAGUCAUGCUGUGUUAUCUUGAAUUCGGGAAGAAAAGUUUGUUUUUCUUACAUGCCUCCAUGGAUUGAUUUGUGUUAAUCGGGUACCACAUUUAACAACAGCAAAACUACAUCAAAACAUUAGUUGGCAAACAUUCACACAAGCAGUAUAACACAGUAUAAUCCAAGUUAGUUUAUCCAGGUGUAUGCUCAGUCAGUACUUCCCACAUUUUUUGCAAACAAACAAAAACAAAAAAAAACCUUAGCACUCUGGAUUUGAAGACAGUAUAGAAAAGUUUCACUGUCAGUUUAGUAAGUAAUAGUAAGGUCUUAGCAAAAAUGGGUUUCAAUCAGGAGAGACAGAAGAAUGAAAUAAAGAUGAAGUUAAAUGUGAAAUGUCAGUGCUCAGUCUUUGGCACUUAGACACCAGAGGGAGAUUAUUUGUGAUCGUGGGAUGCCUGAGCGGCAGCAAGAUAAAUCCCCCCCAUGCAGUCCAGACACUGGUAGUGGUGGUGGUAGCUGCUGACUUUGGCUGAUGACUGCUGAGGCGAUGACUGAACUUUCGCUUGAGCUUCAUGUGUUUUUGGAAGUACUGAGCAUAUAACUGGAUAAAUGAGACUUGGAUUACACUGCAACGAGUUGUGUGAGAGUUUGUAAAUGGAUGUUUUGCUGUUGUCAAACAUCGUCCUUAAUCAGUCAGUAAAUCAGUAUGUUCACCAUUUUCCAUUGAGGCGUAAAAAUAAAUCCUCAUAAUUUAAGGUAACACAGCAUGAUUUGUUGAUCUACAAAUGGUCAUGUUGUGAGUGAGCAUAUGUAGAAACUGUGUACCUAGCUCGUGCAGAAAGUUAACCAUGUACAAUAUCAAGGUCUAUUUUACUUCCUGUAAAGAAAAAAUGUAGCAGUUCAGUUUCGUUUUGGACAAGAAAUCAUUUCCUCAGAUGCAGACAGUCCAUCUCAGUAAACAUAAAGGGGGAAAUCUAAUUCUGACAGAGUCUUAACUAAAUAUUUACAAAUUUAAAUGUCGUCAGUAUUCCCUUGUAAAGCCCACUAUACUCAUAAAUAUACGCAGUCCAUCCGCAUAUCUUUCAGUUAAACCUCCUACCUCAGUGAAACUGAAUUUCCAAGUGACAAAAAUGAUUUUAUCUUUUUAUAAUUUGUUUUGAUGAGAAUUACUCACUGUAUGACUGACAACACCUUUAAAUGCAUAAAACAUUUUUGAUAAUGUAGCUACUGGAAGGAAGGGAAUAGAUAAGGAGCAGAGGUUUAGAAUAAAAAUGUCCCUGGAACAAUGUGCUGCUAUGAAUUUAAAGUUUGGUCAACACCAGUAUUAUGUAAUGUUAUGAAUGUUAUUUAUUUGAAUAUGUUAAAUCUGAUUGUAACCAUAGAAUUAACAAUAUCAGUCUUCCAUGUAUACUUGUCUUCUAUUUUUUCUGUUUUUCUUUUUUAACUGUGCUUUAUUAUUUUAACUUUCUAAACAAAUAUAAUAGCUAUAAAGUAAGUUCUGUAUCUGUAAUGAGCAGUUAAAUGUUGUGAUAAAACAUGGGCAGAAUAUAAAUCGGUGUUUAUGGAACAAAGUGCAGAGAAAAACGCGCUGCAUCAAAGCUGUGUCAAGCUGUUAUCCACAUACCUGCUGAUAGAUAAAGGAGUCACUGCAUGUUACUAGUUCAUCCAGAGAAUUGUAUCUAUUCCUUUAGACAGAGAAAGCACUCACUGUAACUACACACACAUUACAGUACUUAACUCACAUGCUCGGAUGUAUGUGUACGCAACAGCAAUAAGCUAAUGAAAUAUAUCUUAGUGCACUAAUUAAAAUGUAUCUACACGCACAUGCUUUAGACGAUGCCUUGGCUUGAUCAUCAUGACUCAGCGCUUUGCCUUGUAGACAGACAGCUUCAGCUGCCAUGCUUGUCUUAUGAUGUGUGUAUUGCUUUGUAUUUGAACGAUAUGCUUUGCUUUGUGUACCUGACGUGUAUGAUAGUCUUCACUUGUGUUUCUAAUUUGUCUCAUUUUGUAUUUUCUUAAAAAUUUCCUUCUUUUAUAUUUGGUCACAUUUACUGUUAUGACACGCGUGGACAGCCACGGUGCAUUAUGUCAAGGUUUGUGCUGAAGUUUCACACGUGAAGUCGUUUAGAGGCAGUAUCAUAUAUUCAUUGAUGAACUGAUAUUAGUUUGCUGAUUGAGUGUGACGUCACUUAGUCACGGGAUGGCCUCCAUGUAUCAACAUGCAUCACCUCAUCUCUACAAAGGUUUCCACAGGGCAACUGUUGCUGGUUGUGGUGAGUCAGUUACUGUGCUGUUGAUGUGACAAAAUAAAAUCA
This is a messenger RNA of Epinephelus lanceolatus (giant grouper), 7414 nucleotides long. It is a transcript of the gene xkr5b, whose product is annotated as XK related 5b. The record is from RefSeq and is a predicted model, not a curated record. Gene Ontology annotation, cellular component: membrane. Lineage: Eukaryota; Metazoa; Chordata; Actinopteri; Perciformes; Serranidae.